Molecule: messenger RNA, 3633 nt
Organism: Seminavis robusta
Lineage: Eukaryota; Bacillariophyta; Bacillariophyceae; Naviculales; Naviculaceae
Source: the annotation of a GenBank genome assembly
AUGCACAAGAGUGUGUCCCAGUUUCAUCUCUUGUCCAGACGACAAUGGGCGAGAAGAAGUCGAAAUCCUGUGAUUUGGCGUCACUCCCGUCGUCACAGCAGUGUGGUCCCGUGGAAGACAAGUCGCCUCGAGCAUCACCGGCAGUUUCCACAAUAUUAUCAGUAUCAUCGAGCACUGUUGUCCACGGCCGUGGCAUCCCAACCCCCCGACGACGACGAGGAUGACGAAUUGGACGAGGAAAUUGAAGCUCUGGCGGCGUCUUGUUUUCCAUUAGAUGAUGGCGAGGAUGAUUACUUGAUGAAGGACGAUAUUCGUCAUUUGCGAGAGCAAAGACGACGAAUGGACCAUGCGUCACUCGACCUGGAAUUGGGGGAUACAUCCAGUUGGGAACAACAACAGCAAGACGUCAUCUUGGAGAGUGAUGAUGAAGAAGACGACAAUCAUGAAUUUGGAAUGGAUCCAUUUGAUUUUCCGUCUUUUCCAGAAGGAUCUCCUGCGGCAGAACUUGAUCGACAAAAUCGACAACUGCAGUCGGAAUCCCCCCAGAGAUAUCAGCCUGUGCUUUCCCCUCUGGAUAUGCUAGAACGGAUCAUUGACAACAACAACAGUAACAACAAUGAAGAAACCACGUUCGAUCCAUUGUCAUACAGUGGACCUCCACAACAUCACGCACAUCAACAUGCACAUCUCACCAAAGAACAGCGAUUGCGUCAAUUGCAACUUCAACUGGAAUGCGAGGCACAGCAAGAGGCCGUGCAAAAGUAUCAAAAAAUGACACAACUUACCAGAUCCCGAAAAGAUUAUGCCAGUCUCAACAGUUUACAAAAACUCAUACUGCACUGGUAUCAACCCAUUCGAGACGAAAUUCAAGCCACACAAUUGGGAUACAUUUUUAGAGGGGACAUACAACAACAACAACAACAACAACAACAACAACAAUCAGUACAAAACAGCAAUAAACAAAAACAAACACAAACACAAGAAACAAUAAAUGAUGACGACGAUGACGAAAAUGAUGAUGACAAUGACAAUAACAACAAUAUACGCCCGAAUCGGACCGCCAUUCAUCGAUACGGUCCAUUGCUAAACACGGUCGAACCAGAAAAACUGGCCGUCAUUCUCACCCAUGAAACACUCACGCAAAUCAUUGCCAAGACGCAGGAGCAAAUGAACUAUGGGGGUGGUAUUAGUCUCGUUGAUCUUGCAAUGAAAUUGGGACGCUCGGUCGAACAAGAGGUAUUGUUGCAACGGAUACUCAAACAAAAAAUGCAAGAAGAACGACAAAAACAAGAAGAAGAACAACAAAACAAAAACAAGAAUGAUGCCGUGGCUGCCUUUGCCAAAGAGACACUUGGAAGAACUAGCAGCAAGGAUUCGACCACGACAAAAACAGCACAGCCAUUUUCGUACACCGAGUCGCGACUUUUAUCGUACCUUCGAGAACUGGCACCCGACGACCAAAAUGCCAAGAAUGCUCGUAUGGUUGCUUACGCCGUACGUCGGGCCCGACGCGCUUUGAAUGCCGACGAAUGGUCCAUGAGAGAUCGCGCCCAAGUGGGAACCAUUUUGUUAAAGAUAUUACUGGAUCACGCCACCAUUCGAUUGCCCGAUGGGAGUGUCCAACCCGCCUUUCGCAUGGAACGACGGUGGAACCAUUCUGCGAAACGAAUCAAAUCGACAAACUACAUUUUGGUACACGAUGCGCUCUGGAAACUGGCUGUGGCGGAUGAAUUCGAGAGUAUUGCCGCACAAACCACGCGACACAAACCCAUGGUGAUUCCACCCGAGCCUUGGACGUCGCCCCAACAGGGAGGCUAUGCCUGGCUCAAAACCGAUCUGGUUCGUUUUCAUGGAUCGAAACUACAGCGAGAAGCAUUGGAUGAAGCAGACUUGACACCCGUAUUGGACGGUUUGAAUGCUCUGAGUCGGGAACCGUGGGUGAUCAACAAGACGGUUCUCAAUGUUGCUCAGCAGUGCUGGGAUCGAAACGUUCCACUUGGAGAUAUCCCCAGCAGGACCGAUCUGGUGGUGCCGCCAGAACCCACUCCUCCGGAGCGAACCAAGUUUAAGAGUUCCGACGACCCCGACUUUGACGAAGCGUACGUGGAACAAAAAAAGAAGGAAUGGGCAAAAGAAUUCAAUUCGUUCAAAGAAGCACGGAAUCGGUAUCGUCGUGUCCAGCAAAAGAACCGAGACUUGUUCUCGCUGCGAUGUUCGGCAAUGCUCAAGCUAGGUCAAGCCAAACAGUUUCAGGACUACGACAGCAUCUAUUUCCCGUACAAUCUUGACUUUCGAGGGCGGGCAUAUCCUAUACCUCCUCAUUUUUCCAAUGUGGGAUCUGACUUGUGUCGCGGUGUGCUCAAAUUUGCCAAGGCGAAACCUCUCGGGAAACGCGGUUUGUUUUGGUUGCAUGUUCAUGUGGCCAACUUGGCGGGGAAAGACAAGAUGACCUUUGACGAUCGGGCACAGUAUUCCAUGGACAAUCUUGAGAAUAUUCGAAAGUCAGUCCAAGACCCAUUGGGAGAAAAUGACGAGUCCGGCGAACGACCCUGGUGGAUGUCUUUGGAUGACCCUUUUCAGGGUCUGGCGACGUGCCACGAGAUUGUCAAUGCCAUUGAUUCUGGCAAUCCCGAAACGUACAUGUGUAGCUUGCCAGUGCACAUGGACGGCAGCUGCAACGGCCUGCAACACUAUGCAGCCCUGGGCAGGGAUAUCGUGGGCGGGACUGCGGUCAACCUUUGUAACUACGACGAGCCACAGGACGUGUACAUUGGGGUCAUGGAGGAAGUCAUUCGCCGUGUUGCAGAAGAAGCCGAACGAGAGAUAGAAUACGAUGUAGACAACCCCGAGCUUUCCAAGAAGGAACGAAAAGAAAUCCUGCAUAACAAGUCUGCGAAGCUUGUGAAUGGUCUCAUCGACCGAGGUGUAGUCAAGCGAACGGUGAUGACCAGCGUCUAUGGAGUGACAUACAUUGGGGCUCGCCAGCAGAUUCAAGAAAAGAUCGAAGAGAAGCUGGAAGAACUUGGACGCGAUUUGGACGAAGUCAACUACGAAGUUUUCGCUGCAAGUGGCUACCUUGCGCAAGUGACGAUGGAAGUGAUUGGCGAUCUGUUCACUGGAGCAAAGCUAACCAUGAAUUGGCUCACCAAAUGCGCACGAUUGCUGUCCGCCAAGGGUUACCCCGUGGCUUGGAUGACGCCUCUUGGCCUGCCUUGUAUUCAGCCUUACCGUCAAAAACGGACCUCCAAGGUCGUCACGGCUCUGGCAUCCGUUUUGAUUGCUGACUUCAGCGACGACUUGCCAAUUCACAAAUCUCGUUCCGUGUCAGCCUUUCCUCCCAACUACAUUCACUCACUGGAUUCUACGCACAUGCUCAUGACCGCCAUGGAAAUGGACCGACGAGGGCUAAGCUUUUCGGCUGUCCAUGAUUCCUUCUGGACUCAUCCGUGUGAUGUGGACGAAAUGAACGAGGCUUUGCGGGACCAGUUUGUCGAACUGUAUUCACAUCCGCUUCUUGAAGAACUGAAGACUUCGUUUGAAAUCAGAUACCCCGACAUCAGCUUUCCCGAUCUUCCCGACAAAGGAAGCUUGGAUCUGGAGGAAGUGAAAGAGUCCUUGUUCUUCUUUCAAUAG